Molecule: messenger RNA, 504 nt
Organism: Rhizophagus irregularis DAOM 181602=DAOM 197198
Lineage: Eukaryota; Fungi; Glomeromycota; Glomeromycetes; Glomerales; Glomeraceae
Source: RefSeq, a predicted model, not a curated record
CCAUCGGGUUUUUGGUUUUCUACGAUCUUUUUGGUUGUUUCAGGAGUGGUUUUUGAUUUAAGAUUGACAAGUGUAGAAGAUACAGUGUCAGCGGUAUGUUGUACGCUAUCGGUUGUUUGUCUUGCUACUUCGUAUAUACCUUCGGUUGUUGAUUUAACUGUAUCGGCAAUAUAUUUACCCCAACUAGAUCCCCAAUCAGUCAAAGAAGGCCAAAUAGUAGUAGUAGAUUCAUCCUUCUUCUUAUUAGAAACUUUUUCAACUACUAUUUUCUCACAGGAUUCUAGAACUUCUUUUAUUAAUUUUUCAUCCUUGAUUUGAGUAUGCAACCAAGCGAGGGCUUUUUCAUUUGGAGUUGUCACUUUUGAUUGUUGUUUACCUAACACUUUAUUGCAAUAAGCAAUUGUUAUAAAUGUAUUCCAUACUUUGGUAUCAAAUUUUUUGACACGUUCAUCAGUGAUACGGAUGGAGGAUGAAAUAUUUUCAGUUGUAAUUACUCCAAGUUUU